UUAACAAUCUGACGAGUUUAUAAAUGAUGAAGCGUGGGAGCAAAAGAGGCAGGUCUAUGCAAAGGAGGUUAUUAUAUUUAAUGUAGUAGGAUUAUUGCUGUAAUAUAGGCCAUUGCAUUGACAUUUGAACGCACCAAUCAGUUGCUGAGGAGCUGAUUGAGGCUACUUCCCUACACUGGAACAGCUGAAGGGAAGCGGACGGACGGCGGUCGCACCAGAUAUCUCCUCAUCAGCCGAGUCGGACACAGAGCUCCGCAGACAGAGAGACAGAGACAGACAGAGAGCCUCCGUUGCUGGAUCGUGUCUGCAGCAGGGAGAUGGCCGGGAUUCUGGCGUGGUUCUGGAACGAGCGCUUCUGGCUCCCCCAUAAUGUGACCUGGGCUGACUUAAAAAACACAGAGGAGGCGACGUUCCCGCAAGCAGAGGAUCUCUACCUGGCGUGUCCUCUGGCUUUCUGCAUCUUUAUGAUUCGGCUGGUGUUUGAGAGGUUUAUUGCCAGACCAUGUGCAAUGGGGCUGAAGAUCCAGGCUAAUGGGCCACAAAAGGCACAGCCCAAUGCUAUCUUAGAGAAGGUUUUCACUGCCAUAACCAAGCAUCCAGAUGAGAAGAGGCUGGAGGGCCUGUCCAAGCAGCUCGACUGGGACGUGCGCACCAUCCAGCGCUGGUUUAGGCAGCGGCGUAACCAGGAGAAGCCGAGCACCCUCGCAAGAUUCUGUGAAAGCAUGUGGCGAUUUACAUUCUACCUGUAUAUAUUUACCUAUGGAGUGCGCUUUCUUAAAAAGACCCCAUGGCUGUGGAACACUAAAGAAUGCUGGUACAACUACCCUUACCAGCCCCUGACUGUGGACAUCCAUUAUUACUACGUACUGGAGCUGUCUUUCUACCUGUCAUUACUCUUUUCUCGAUUCACAGACAUCAGGAGGAAGGAUUUUCUGAUCAUGUUCCUGCACCACGUGGCAGCAAUCUCUCUCAUCGUAUUCUCAUAUGUGAACAACAUGGCACGAGUUGGAACUCUGGUCAUGUGUCUACACGAUGCAGCUGACGUGCUGAUAGAGGCUGCCAAGAUGGCCAACUAUGCCAAAUGUCAGAUACUGUGCAACCUCCUCUUUGCAAUGUUCGCAAUUUUCUUCAUAACUUCCAGGCUGGGAGUUUACCCCAUCUGGAUUUUAAACACUACUUUGUUUGAGAGUUGGGAGAUUGUGGGCCCCUAUCCAUCCUGGUGGGUCUUCAACCUCCUUCUGGUCUUACUGCAGCUUCUUCACUCAUUCUGGUCGUACCUCAUAGUGAAGACAGCGUGCAGAGCCAUCUCCAAAGGAAAGGUGGGGAAAUGGAAUCCUUUACAUGUUUCUAAAGAUGACCGCAGUGACAUCGAGUCCAGCUCUGACGAAGACGACAGCCCCGCUCCCAGUCAGAAGCAUCACAGCAGCGCCACUAAUGGGACCAACAAAAACGGGACCAACGGCUACCUGACAGGAGCCCUGUACCCUGACGAACACUGACUGAGCUUAUAUCAUGCGAAUGGAGCCAUGCUGAAGUCACCACCCAGUUAUCUGUGUGUCAUCAGCAUGUGUGUGUGUGUGUGUGUGGGAGUGAGCAUUGUGUGUGUAUGAUGCAAACAUGAACAUCUCAUCUUUGUAAGUUAUUGAUAGAUUUAUGUGAAUGCGGUUUUUGUCAUUGGUUCUUUACUAAUUUUGUUGUGCGAUUUAUUCAAUGCGGAUAUAUAUUUGCAUCCAACUGCACUUACAGUACAGACAAAUAAAAAGGAAUCAGUACAAAGCAGGAAAGUGUUUCACUUUAUGGUCAAAGCAUGCUACAAUAACUCACAGCAGUCUGUCACACAGCAGGAAAUGUUUCCUUCUACGUUUGUCUCUUCCUUUGUUAUUUAAUUUGUAUGAACAGGUUUGCAACUCUUAGCCAGACAUCUUUUCUUCUCUUGAUGUCAGUGUUGACAUGAUUUCCAAACAGAAACACAACUUUGAUUUUUCAUUUGAACAUCAUAGUAUUAGCCGGAUCCAGUUUUAUUGCUACUCCUCCAAAGAUUUGCCAGAAACGUGAGUUUGGUGUCCCUGACAAAUGAACGAUAAUGUGAACUUUAUGCACAUUUGGAAACACAUCCUUCAUUAAAUCUGUAUAUGAGAUUUCAAUAACAGUACCAUCUGUGUGUGCGUCCGAUAUGGCGAGAUGCUGUAUUCUUUAUCCAAUCAUUUUGUUAGGAAUUCUCGUACAUUUAUGGUUAUCAUUAAAUUAAAGCGAUUUGUCCUCUUAUGGGGUAGAUACACGAGUUGUUUAAAUGAUUCAAUAAUAAAAAAUGCAAU
Cyprinodon variegatus (sheepshead minnow) is the source of this 2315-nucleotide messenger RNA. RefSeq names its product ceramide synthase 6 (gene cers6). Gene Ontology annotation, molecular function: sphingosine N-acyltransferase activity; DNA binding. The transcript has 11 exons. Gene Ontology annotation, cellular component: membrane. The record is from RefSeq and is a predicted model, not a curated record. Gene Ontology annotation, biological process: ceramide biosynthetic process. Bases 318 to 1499 code for a protein of 393 amino acids. Lineage: Eukaryota; Metazoa; Chordata; Actinopteri; Cyprinodontiformes; Cyprinodontidae.